Molecule: messenger RNA, 807 nt
Organism: Pseudocercospora fijiensis CIRAD86
Lineage: Eukaryota; Fungi; Ascomycota; Dothideomycetes; Mycosphaerellales; Mycosphaerellaceae
Exons: 4
Coding region: 1-807 (268 amino acids)
Source: RefSeq, a predicted model, not a curated record
AUGUCAUACUUCCACCCUCUUGCCUUGGCUAAGAAAGUCUUGGUGAGAUCGAGGUCACAGUUCUACUUAUUGUUAUGGGCCGGCAUCGGCAAAGUCCGCCCGCGCCCAUCUCGAACAACACCUCCGAUGAUCCUUCGAAGUCCACGACACCUUUUUCCCCCGCAGAUAUUCCUCCGUGUCCGUCGUCCUCCAAGAGAGAAAAAUGCCCAAGAUGAAAUUAUGACCUCAGGAGUUGACAUGACCAUCUGCGGACCAGCUGCAGCUUGCAACUUGAUAUGCGCCUUAGGUCUCGACCAUGUCCCAUCUCCCCUCUUUUCCCUCGGGAACACGAGGCUGCAGGAUUCAAAUGCCGUACCGCAUGAGGUUUCGGUCUGGGCCUCCGCCCGCAGCAGGCUGUCAAUGCAUGCGUUGAUGGCGAGCGCAGCAUUGCACAUUGUGGGAUUCGCAGCAGCGUGGAUGUUCGCACCUCGGGCCACCAAUGCUAGGUCCGAAAUACUCCUGCGAUCCAGCUCGUACGGUCCUUGCAGUGGAGAAGUGUCGAGCAAUGUCACAGGCCCAGAGGUAGAAGGCUUCCAGAUGGGCAUCAACAGAGGCGGUAUUCUAGGGAAGAGCGCGGAAAUUGUCGUACAAUGCUACGGGAGUGUCCUGGCUUGCAACUCGACCAAUAGGGAAGAGACUUUACUCAAAAUGGAGCGGACUUUAUCUCGCGUUUGUGUAUCACGCUCAUCCUUGAGCAAACUCAAGAUGCAAAACAAUUAUCGUAACCUCCAUAACUCAAGUCCAACCUCCGCCUAUAGUCUGCACUAG